Molecule: messenger RNA, 3612 nt
Organism: Pseudopodoces humilis (Tibetan ground-tit)
Lineage: Eukaryota; Metazoa; Chordata; Aves; Passeriformes; Paridae
Gene: TANK
Product: TRAF family member associated NFKB activator
Biological process (GO): negative regulation of canonical NF-kappaB signal transduction
Source: RefSeq, a predicted model, not a curated record
CUGGUUCCUGGGUUAAGGCGCCCAGGCAGCAGCGAGCGCCCUGUGCCGGGAGCGGCCGCGGGCUCCGUGAGGCGCUCGUCUGUUAACUUGACCAUCUUUCCAGGGAUGAAACAACAUUGGGAAUUAUGGACAAAAACAUUGGAGAGCAGCUUAACAGAGCUUAUGAAGCCUUUCGACAAGCAUGCAUGGAGAGGGACCAUGCUGUGAAAGAACUCCAGCAAAAAACAGAAAACUACAUGCAGCAAAUACGUGAACAGCAGGAAAAGAUAGAGCUUCAAAACAGCAUUAUUGCAAAACUGAAAUCACAGUUGGCUGCUCUGAAUGCUAAUAGAGGCAAUGCGCAUCCUUACAUUCUGAUGCAUGAAGACGUUGAAACAUCCAACUUACCUUUCAGCCAGCUCUCUGAAAAACUGAACAUAGCAAAGCAAAGAGAAAAAUUCCUAAAGGAACAGUUAGACAGUGAGAGCAUGAAAUUGAAGCAACUUGAGGACAAAAGCAAUCAAAAGGAAAGGAAGCUUUUAUCUAUUAUUUCCAAUCAAGAUGAUAAAAUAAGAAAUCUGGAAAGCAAAUUGCAAGAAUUAAAUGAAGCGCAAAAGGGUAUACAGAUGCCAACGUAUAAAAGGGAGGUGAAAAGUAAGAGAGUUGUUCCAGAUAAGCCUGAAUUAUCUCUAGGGAUCUCUGGUAUUUCACCUGAAAGAGAGAAUCUGGAGACUAUUUUCCAGGACAUGAAAGAAGAGUGUCACCGAAUAUGUAUGCUAGCCAGAGAACAAACAGACCAACUGAGUAUAUUUAAGAUAAAGCCAGAACCUGAAACUGAAAUACAGUUUUCCAUGCCGAUACAGUGCACUGAUAAAACUGAUGAACAAGCAGAAGAGCUUUUUAAGCCUCGGGUUAUAGAGGAUAUAAAUAGAGGUGCAUCAUGCAUCACAUCUAUCACACCAAGAGGAGUGGGCCAAGAUGAGGACAACAACUCUGUAGAAUCACUUUCUAAAUUUAAUGUCAAGUUUCCACCUACAGACAAUGACUCUGCUUUCUUGCAGAGCACUCAGGAAAAACCAACAGUUCCUUGUACUGGUAUAUCUGAAAACAUGCUUCAAGAUCAUCAUUUUAACCUGGAGCACAGAGACCGUGCUGUUAACCUCAGUAAAUUGGAACCUAACUCAUUUGAAGCUCAUGGCAUUGAUCUCAUGACCUCAGCUUUACAAAGCUUGACUACUGUUGACAAAACAAACCCCUCAGAUCAUGCAAAGAUGCCCAUAGAAAAGAUCUGUGACAAACCAGGUUUAAAAACAACAGACAGUGGUUUCACAUUUGUACCUAAGCACACAAUCCAGGGUGUACCUGAAGUAAUUUUUUCUUUAGAAGCUGCUGGAACAACUGUCAGAGGUCCUCAUCAGCCCAUUUGGCAGCCUCAAGACAAUGAUUUGCUGGCACAAGCAUAUGCAGACUCUGAACCGAAUCAGUGUGGAAUAUGUGAAUUCUGUCGAGAAGUUUUCCCACCAUCUCUAACAUCUAAGGAAGAUUUUCUUCGGCAUCUCAAUUCCCACUUUAAAGUACAGUCUUAAUGUAUGAGAAUUCAAUGGUUCACUGUUUUUGCAUACAUUUUUACAUUUUUUUAUUCAAUAGAUAUAAGAGUUUAAGAAUUAAGACUUCUUGUAACAAGAACUCAUGACUGAAAUUGUUUGUCACAUAAGCACAUUUGUCAUUGUCUUUUGAUAAGGCAAAAUGAAACUAAGUCACUCAGUGCUGUGAUUCACAUUAUUGCUUGUUACGCUUCACUAUUAACUUUGAGAGCGAUGUCAAACACUUUUUCCAAAUAAUCUUUGCCUGAAUAGUCCUGAAGUUGUGACUGUAUUUAUGAAUGUAGACUUGCAGGAUUAAUACCUUAAUCUGGCUGGCAAAAAUUGGUGUAAUGCCAGCAUUUUUUUUUACAAUAUCCAGUGAUGUGAUUAUGUUCUCUCAGAAGUACAUGGGAAGUAGGCCCUCAUUUUUCAUUUAUACUAUAUAAUUUCCAAAUUUAACUUACAGUAGUAAACUUCUUAAUUCAGAUUCUUGUAAAAUUACCAUAAUAGCUGAAUCCAGGUGUGCCAGAAUUAGGAUAGGCUUCUUUACUAGUAACAGAAAUGAAUGGUUGACUUUCCCAGAUAAUUUUUUUACUAAAGCAAGUAAUCAAAAGUAACACAUAAAUGACCCUUUUGCCAAAAUGGAACAGUAAUGAUUUUAUGUAUCUGUUACAUGUUUUAAAAAAAAAAAUAAUUCUCUUGUUCAUGUACCUUUAUAGCAUUAAUAAUUACUAAAAUGCUUUCAGGGAAUGAGUAAUAUUAAUAUGAAGGAUAGAAAGGUUAAACUUUCCCCAAAAACUAAUGAUACCAAAGAUUAUUUGCCUUCCCUUCUUGUCUGCUAUGAUAGAUUGCCCAAGUCUGGUACAGACUGGAAAGGAAAGGGGAAAACCUAAUCAUCUGAAUCUCAGUGACUUAAUUUUUAACCUGAAUAUGCUUAGUGACUUUCUCAAUGCAAUUAAAUUUUGUGUUUAGUUGAAACGUUGAAGUCUGAUAAAGUUUGCACAUUUUCUGGAUUUUACUGAUGUCAAAUUUAAAAAUAGGGGUGUUGCCAAGUAUUUUAAAUUAAUGAUAAAGGGUGCUUGCUUUUUGCAUUUGAACUGAAUAUAGAGUUUAGCCCUGAUAUUGAUAAUUAGCAUUAAUAUUUUCACAGAAAAGCACAACACUUUUAUCUUUUUAAAGAUUUGUUUGCAGGUGACAAAUUUCUGGAAGAAUUAACAGCUGCAUACUUUUUAGACUUUUCUGCAAUUAUUUUCUCUAUUUUGAACAUGUCAUGUUUGUGACGGGCUGUCAACAGAGUGUACUGUAAUAAAGAGCAGUGUACAGUGCACGUCUGCUACACGACCUGGAGGAAGAGUUUGUUACUCUUCGGAGCUCUAAACCCUGCCGGUCCGCAGCGCUGAAGAGGCGAUGUUCGGCCGCCGCCGCGCCGUGCGGUGUGAAGCACUUCCCCGGAGAGCGCGGCUGGGGGUGGUGCCCGGGAGAGACACAACUUCCAGCCCUGGCAGCAGAGAAGGGAAUUCGCACAUCUCCAGCCAGCCCGACACACGGCACCGACUCGUCCUCUCAACCGUGAAAUUCGAGCUCAGAAGCUCGCGUUAUUAAGAGAUGCACAAACUGAGAAUCACCUUUGAAGAAAAUAAAGUCAUCUGUUUCUCCCCCCCGCCCCCACGGGUGGGUGCGUUUUCCCCAGGAGCCCUUGAGUUCGGAGCCCUGCUCCGAGCCCCAGUCCCGCACGGGGACAAGGCCCUUUGUUGCUGGAGGCAGUCUGGGCUCCCCCACAGCCGGGGCACAGCAGGGAGGGCGGCAGGAGGUGGGGAGAACACGGUUGACCAAAGUCUCGUCGACCAGCAGAACCCAUCCGUCUCCCACUGUGAGGGCUCCUGCCUAGAGCGGCGUUUUAGGAAACUGUUUAAUCCUGCGUGCUUAAAACUCGCUGCCUGAGGGCAUCCAGAUAGGCUCACCGAUCAGACAGACCGCUGCGAGGAGCACUAGUUUAGUUUUUAAACAAAUAAAUAAUAAAUAAAUAAAUAAAUAAAUCUCACUCUAAGCA